CUGGUCACAUGAACAACUCAGAGCAACAAAAGGAGAGGAAAGCAAGAAGAAAACCAUUUAGCUGUUCUGAUGGGAGUAAAAGACAGAAACAGAAGGGCACUCUGAUCAAAGCGCAGCGCGGACAAAUUUCAUUCAAGAUGGAGGAGAGACUGAUCGUCGCUGUGAACACUCGUCCUGAGUUGUAUGACUCAUCAAACUAUGAUUACAGAGACAAGUACAAAAAGGACAUUGCAUGGAGAAGAGUCAGCGAGGAGACCGGACUGGAAGAGGAAGUGUGCCGCAAGCGGUGGAAGGGUUUGCGGGACACGUACCUCAGGGAGAGAAGGAUGGAGACAGAGGCCAGGAAGAGUGGGGCAGCAGCACACCAGCGGAGGAGAUGGAGGUUCUCUGGUGCCCUCUCGUUCCUGGAUCCAUUUGUGGCUCCCCGGCCCACUACCAGCAACAUGGGCCAGGUCCAGCAGCCACAAGAGGCCCAGAACCAGGACCUCCCUCCCUCAUCGACUGUGGACCAGGAGUCAGAAGAAGAUGAUGAAGAGCCCAGGACCUCUUCACUGUCUGAGGUCUCGUCAGGCUCAAAUGACCCUGGUCCUUCUGGUGCUGCUGCGCCCACUCCCCCGGUGUCCACUCCCACAGGACAAAGAAAGAGGAGGAGAACAAGAUCACAGGAGGAGCCUUCUGUGGUGGAGGCUGCCAUUUUGGCAGCACUAAACCGGCCGCCACCACCACCUCCUCCUCCUCCUCCGCGGGAAUUUAAUGCUGUGGAGCAUUUUCUCCUCAGUUUAGCUCCAGCUCUUGAAAGACUGCCAUUUCAUGAGCAAGAAAUAGUAAAAAUGGAAAUUCAUAAGGUCAUAUUAGAUCAUUGCACAGUUGUGCUUAAUUUGGAACAUUCGGCCCCUCAAUAGAUUUUUUUUUUUUUUUUUUUUUUUUAAAUAACAUAAAUUGACAGUUUUUCAAGGGAUGGACCUAAACAUUAUCUCCAUCCUUCUCUCCCUCCCUGUACUUGUCUUUGCUUUUCUCCAGUUCUUUUUGUA
Molecule: messenger RNA, 1031 nt
Organism: Thalassophryne amazonica
Lineage: Eukaryota; Metazoa; Chordata; Actinopteri; Batrachoidiformes; Batrachoididae
Product: myb-related transcription factor, partner of profilin-like
Exons: 4
Coding region: 9-902 (297 amino acids)
Biological process (GO): regulation of transcription by RNA polymerase II
Cellular component (GO): nucleus; transcription regulator complex
Molecular function (GO): DNA binding
Source: RefSeq, a predicted model, not a curated record